Messenger RNA from Iphiclides podalirius (scarce swallowtail), 204 nucleotides. The record is from the annotation of a GenBank genome assembly. Lineage: Eukaryota; Metazoa; Arthropoda; Insecta; Lepidoptera; Papilionidae.
AUGGCGACAAAGGUCGGCCGCAUAAAGCCGUCGGCGCGGACACACGAUGCGUCACGGGCCACAAUGCAAACAGCCGGCGUCUGUGAUGCUGUGUGCUGGUGUCACAACAGCGCUCUCUCCGACUGUGCGUGGCGCCGUGACCAAUCGCCGACAAUGCUGGUGGCCCGCCAGCAAAGAAAGCCGAGCGGUGGCGCGAAGCCUUUG